Messenger RNA from Aureobasidium pullulans EXF-150, 612 nucleotides. RefSeq lists its product as uncharacterized. The record is from RefSeq and is a predicted model, not a curated record. Bases 1 to 525 code for a protein of 174 amino acids. NCBI's taxonomy places the organism in Eukaryota, Fungi, Ascomycota, Dothideomycetes, Dothideales, Saccotheciaceae. The transcript has a single exon.
AUGUAUCGAACUCAACCCAAAUCCGCAACCUCUCCUCCUGUAGCAGCAGCCACCAAACCAGAAACCACAACCCAACCCAAUUCAGCACCAUAUUCUCAAUCCACCAACCAUCGCACAACAGCAUCUGUGUCCAACCCACAGACGAUCAACCAACAACCCAAAUCCUCAGGAACAACAAACUUCCUCCUCUCCGCUGGCGUCCUCCUCCUCAUAGCACACAUGAUAAUGGGUGCCGCCAUCGCAGAUUACCUCAGCGACGCACGUAAUUCGUUGAAGGGAUUCAACGAGGUUGUGCAGACGACUACGAUUACUACUACCAAAGUGCAAUAUGUCACUUCUGUGGAUUGGCGUGCUCCAUAUGUCACGAAGACUGCAUAUGGGGUUACGAAAGUGGAGGCUGGGAAGACUGUUACGGAGACUGUGUUGCCUACUGAGGCGUUGAAGAGGAGAAGGAGGGAUGGAGAGGUGAUGAAGACGAGUAAGAAGACGGCACGGACGACGAUGGCUAGGGUUUCGAAUAUUUGAGGGGUUGGAGGGUCUUGUGAUAUCUUGAUACUGAGAGGGUACUGGCAGAUAUGGCGUUAUAAAGCUUAUGCACAAACGUGCUCAUUG